UUAAGAGCCUCCCCUGAGUGCUGGGACCUGGCAAGGUUCUGUAUAGAAAAAUGAAGAACAAAAUCCUCAGGAUGCCAGAGUUUCUGUGCAAUCUGUCCAGAGGCUGGGGACCUAGACUGUCAGCUUAUCUAAAGCUGUCUGUCAAGAUUAUGUGACCUUGAUUGAGAAGACACACAUCGGAUGUCAGCUGUGUCUGGAAAUUGCUUGCAGACUUUGUUUCUGUUUCUCCCCUCAAAAAGGCCCAGUGCCGUGUCAAAUGUCAGAAGGAAUGCACUGGGCUAGGGGACAGUGCUAAGUAAUGAUAAAGUCAUGAUGCUUAGUCACACCACUGUCAGACUAUUUUCAGCUUCUAUACUUACUCAACAUCCUGCCUAUAACCAAAAGAGCUGACUUAACAUUAAAGAUGGAAAUUUACUCUUCUAAUUUGAUAGUUUUAAAAAAAAUAAGCCAGUGAGCCUUCUGUGUUUUCGUUUCUAUCUACAUAGUAUCCUUAGGGGAGACAAACUAGUCAGAAGCAGUGGCUUGUGAUAAGUGGACAGAAAUGAUCAGGGGACUUCAAGGAGCCUCUACAAACCUUAAAUGUGCAGAUGCUCUGAGAGCUGCACACCUGACAGCUCAGGACGGUAGAGAUUAUGGAAGGAUCACUGUUGACUGACCCAUUCUCCAGUUGAGUUCUAAGGUUCUAAUGUGCUGUGUAAAAUGAUGGGCCUGAGUCAGUAUCCAUAGAAACUUGAUAAAAGACAAGGAGCCCUUCUGUAGACAAUGCUGGAAAGUCAAAGUUCAAAGACCCAGGCAUUCAAGGGGCAGGUAAUUAAAGGUUUCAACAGAACAUCUGAACCUAAUAAGAUAGAGUUUUCAUAUAGAUGGAUUAAGAUCUUAAUUUGUUUGUAUGUGUGUACCAAGGAGAGGCAAAUUUUGCAUUUUCAUUUUGCAUUUGCUACAUUAAUUAUACCUAUUGCUCUGAACCCCUUGUUGAGAAUAAGAAAACCACCUCUUUCAACAUUAUUUGCAGAUAUGGAUAUUCAUGACGACCCUAGUGAAGACCAUCUUACAAGUCAUGACAUUCAGCUCUGUAUCCAGGAGUCCAUUGAAGCAAGCCAGGCUGUAGUCCACCCUGAAAGACUGGUGACUCUAAGUGAUCAAAACCGAAAGCUUGUAGAGGCCAUAAGGCAAGGUCACAUAUUUGAGCUCCAGGAGUGUGUGCAACAUAAAUAUGCUCUGGAUGAAGCUGAUGAGAAAGGGUGGUUCCCAUUACACGAAGCUGUUGUUCAGCCCAUCCAACAGAUACUCGAGACUGUUCUGGACGCAUCCUAUAAGACAGUCUGGGAAUUCAAGACCUGUGAUGGAGAAACACCCUUGACUCUGGCAGUUAAAGCUGACCUGGUGGGAAAUGUCAAGACGUUGCUAGAAAAGGGGGUCUGGCCCAACACCAAAAAUGACAAAGGAGAGACGCCCCUUCUGAUAGCUAUAAAAAGGGGCUCCUAUGACAUGGUAUCUGCACUGAUUAAAUACAACACCAGCCUUGACCAACCCUGUAUCAAGCGAUGGUCAGCAAUGCAUGAAGCAGCCAAGCAAGGCCGAAAAGAUAUUAUCGCCCUACUACUGAGCCAUGGCGGCAACGUGCACCUGAGAGAUGGCUUUGGAGUCACACCUUUAGGAGUCGCUGCUGAGUAUGGUCACUUUGAUGUGUUAGAACAUCUGAUCCACAAAGGUGGUGAUGUGUUUGCUUUGGCGGAUGAUGGGGCAUCUGUGUUAUUCGAGGCAGCAGGGGGAGGAAACCCUGACUGUAUUUCCCUCCUGCUGGAAUAUGGAGGAAGCGGCAACGUGCCUAACAGAGCGGGACAUCUUCCAAUACACCGAGCUGCCUAUGAGGGACAUUAUCUUGCUCUGAAAUAUCUCAUCCCAGUAACAUCCAAACAUGCAAUCCGGAAAAGUGGCCUAACUCCAGUUCACUCAGCAGCAGAUGGACAAAAUACUCAGUGCCUGGAACUGCUCAUUGAUAACGGGUUUGAUGUCAAUGCCCUGCUUGCUGACCACAUUUCCCAGAGCUAUGACGACCAGAGAAAGACUGCACUUUAUUUUGCUGUCUCUAACAAUGACAUCCACUGCACAGAAGUCCUUCUGGCUGCAGGUGCAGACCCCAACCUAGAUCCCCUCAACUGUCUACUUGUGGCGGUGAGGGCCAAUAGCCAUGAAAUUGUCCGGCUGCUUCUCUCCUAUGGAGCCAACGUCAACUGUUAUUUUAUGCAUGUGAAUGAUACUCGUUUUCCCAGUGCCAUCCAGUACGCCCUAAAUGAUGAGGUUAUGCUUAGGCUCCUGCUGAAUAAUGGCUACCAAGUGGAACUGUGCUUUGACUGCAUGCAUGGAGACAUCUUUGGAAACUCAUUUGUAUGGUCAGAGAUAGAGGAGGAGGUACUGCCAGGAUGGACAUCUUGUAUAAUAAAAGAUAACCCGUUCUGUGAGUUUAUUACAGUCCCAUGGAUGAAGCACCUGGUGGGCAGCAUUGUCCGGAUACUCAUAGAUUACAUGGACUAUGUCCCUCUGUGUGCUAAACUGAAGUCUGUGCUAGAAGUACAGAGAGAAUGGCCAGAAAUCCGGCAAAUAAUAGAGAAUCCCUGCUCACUAAGGCAUCUGUGCCGGUUAAAAAUCCGCAGACUUAUGGGACUCCAGCGACUCUGCCAGCCAGCCUCCAUGGAGAAACUCCCUCUCCCAGCAGCGAUUCGAAGAUACUUACUAUUUAAAGAAUAUGAUCUCUAUGAACAACAGCUAAAGCUAAAAUGAUAUUUUAAAAUGUGAUUCUUAAAAGUAUUUUAAAAUGUGACUCCCCUAGAGAAGUCAUUGAAAUCUUUUAUAUUCUUAAGUGUGUCUAAAUCCACUGAGAAUUUUGUAGUUGUGUCCGGUCCCUAUGGGAAGAACAAGGAUACUCCUAAAGAAUUUUAGGUUCCUAAGAUAAGCAAUAUCCUGCAUUUGAAUUUCUAUUGAUUGUCUUCAGUUGUUACAAGUCUUCAAAUUCUCCCUCUCAACUGGAUGUCAGUGAUUGAGGGUCUAGGCUAACCGGCAAAUAACCACUUUCUCAAACCCCUGCAUGUAUGUGCCAGCUGCUGCCCGGUUCUAUUGUCAGAAUCGCUGUUCCAGAAAAGCACCCAUGGACUUGCAGAUUCCCUCUGUAAUCUGGCUUCCCCUGAGCCCUCUACUACUCAGCUCAUGGUCCCUAACAACUUCCUUGAUGCUAAAUUUGAAAAACAACUUUCACUCUCACUCCCUCUUCCUGUUGAUUCUUGCAGCAUCUAACUCCAUUUCCUGUACCUUCCUUGGUUUUCGUCAUAUGGAUGUCUCGCUGUUCACCCUCUCAGCCCUCCUGCCCAGCCUGGGUCUCUGCUUCUUUGUGCUGUUCCUCUUUCUGCAGUCCUCUAGUCAUGUCCUCUGUCCUUUUGGGUCAUGCUGUGUUCUCUGGGAAACGCCAUUCACCUACAUGUUGUGAUCACAUUGCUGGGGGCUAUAGCAUUUACAGGUGAAGCUCAACCUUUAGUCUCCUGUGCUUCAGACCUACCAGACAUCUAAACACAAAGAUAUCUUCAAUUCAAGGCGUCCUCAAAUCCUUCCUUCAUGAAACGCUUUUCUCUUCACAUUCGGCAGUUCAAUAAUUAGCACAAUCAAUUCGGUUUCCAAAUGAAAAAGAUUUUGUGUCCGUCUUUACCAUCACCACCCGACUCUCACCCAGCAUGCCAGCUCACCAAAUGCCAGAAGUUUCUCUCUCGUAAAGCCGCCAUUUCCUAGUCAGUCCCAUAAAUACCACUCUACAUCUGACUGCAAUCUUCCUUUUCCUGAGACAACACAGCGCUGCUUAUCUGGCUGGCCUGCCUUUAUCCCUCACAGAGUCUACUGCACGCCGCAUUCCAGAAUGAUCUUUCAGAGACUUAAACAUAGCUCAUUCCCUUAAAGAAGAUCCCUCCCACUAUUGUGUGAUAUACAUCCUGAGUUCUAACAUGGCCUCCAUGCUUUAACUAUCUCUUUCCUCUUUAGCCUGGCUGCACUCCCCCACCCCACCCCCUUAGCAGUAUCAUUGUUAUUUGUCUUCUAUAUUGAUUGCCAGGUCUUAUAAGACCAGAGGUUUGUUUUAUUAAUAAAAAUAAGGUCCUUUUUUUUUUAAGUAUGACAUCUAUUAUCACCAUUUCGUUUUUAAAGGGGGUUAUUUCUUAGAAUGCCAGAAAACAAGAUGAUGGUCAGCUCAGCUGUUAAAAUGGAUUGACAUUAGCUUUGACAAGACUGACGGUACUGUUCUCAUCUCCUCACUGACAUGCGAAACUUCACUCUGGUCCACAAGUCAGUGGUUCCCGUCCAAUUUAGGACCUUUAAGUCUCCAUCACCCUCUAGUUGAAGCUUUCUUUUUUCUUCUCCCUUUUGCCCCUCUCCCACUGAUUAACUGACCCCAACACUGCAGAUCUUGGCUCAGCUUUUGCUUCCUCUGGAAUGGAGGCCCCUGCCUAGAGCUGCUCACAUGGUACUGUGGUAGUUUUUGUCACACUAGACUGGAAGCUCCAUGAGGGCAGGAUCAUGUCUGCUUUAUUUCCCAGUGUGUGCUCAGAGCCAAGCUCAUUCCUUAGAAUAUGAAUGUUACACAAGAACGAGACAAAAAACAAUCAGUGACUUCAUGGUGAAAUGAUAGGUUUGAAUUUCUGACUUGGUAUGUGAACUAAGUCUUAUAAUUACUUAAAUUAAUUAGUCUUACAUUUUAAUAGAGUAUUUUUAACAUUUAUUUUAUCAUAAGAGUGAAUAUUCUCUUGGUAGUAACAUCCCAGUAGUUUGUAAAUUUUCUGAAUUGCACUUGCCUUCAGUCAUCUUUGAAAAAAUAAGUUUGGAAAGAAACCUGUAUAGUUAGGGUUUAUGGUUCUAAUGUAUUUUAUUUUCUUGAGUAUUUAAAUAUAAAUUAUAACAAUGUAUUUACUUUGAACUGUGAUGUUUCAUGUACAAGAUUUCAUAAUUCUUGUGUUUCUUUCUUCAU
Messenger RNA from Cricetulus griseus (Chinese hamster), 5002 nucleotides. The record is from RefSeq and is a predicted model, not a curated record. NCBI's taxonomy places the organism in Eukaryota, Metazoa, Chordata, Mammalia, Rodentia, Cricetidae.